This is a messenger RNA of Styela clava, 5331 nucleotides long. NCBI's taxonomy places the organism in Eukaryota, Metazoa, Chordata, Ascidiacea, Stolidobranchia, Styelidae. The record is from RefSeq and is a predicted model, not a curated record.
UAACAUUACAGUAUAUUAGCAUAAUAUACUAUAAAAACGGGAGUCAAAAUCUUUGCAACCUCAGUUUUUUCAUUCAAGAGAAUUUAUUGACUUGUCUGGAUUUAUCAAGGAAAUUUGGAAUUAUUUGUGAUGGUUCAUUUGUAGAAUUAGUAAGAUGCUGCACAAUAAGAAGAUUGUAGCUGUAGUUAUACUGAUAUGUGCUGUUUGCCUGACAACUUCACAAGAUUGUCAAGCAAGGGAUGAGGCCGCUGCUAUAGAAGAAGAUCCGACCAGAGAGUGCAGAAAAGAAUGUUUAAUAAAUGCGGAUUGUACAGGCAACAAGUCUUGCCUGUGUGAUGAUAAGUGUGGAUUGUCAUGUUAUAACCCCGAUGCUGAAUGUCCUGACUUAACCGGCACCUUGGCUAAUGGAGUCAUAUCGAUGCCAGAUGGCCGCAAAUAUGGCGCUAAGGCCAAGCAUACUUGCAAUGGUGGAUAUUACAGAGUAGGGAUAGAAAAAAGAAUUUGUAGAUCUACAAGGAAAUGGAGCCACGUUCAAACUAAUUGCACAAGGGGCUGUGAUCCACCUCCAACCGUUAAUGGCGCCUAUGCUGACACAGAUCCUGACAUUCUUGGCUAUCAACCUGGACAAACGGUCACGUACAAUUGCAACACAGGUUACGAGGGGGCAGGGAACUUUAUGAUCAAUUGUCAAACUGAUUAUGAGUGGUCGCCUAUCAAUUUUUAUUGCCAAAGAAAGAAUUGUGGAGCCCCUGAAACAAUUUCUAAUGGUGCAUACACAGGAACGAGUUUCUUAUUCGGCGAUUCUAUUACUUAUUAUUGUAACACAGGAUAUGACAUCUCGGGUACAGCGACUCGGAAAUGCAUGGCUGAUGCAAAAUGGUUACCUGAGGAAGCCCCGCCAACUUGCAAGAUACGUACUUGUCCAGCACCCAAAGCUCCUGAACACGGGACUGUGGACACAUCGACCGCACCUGACUUGGAGUAUAAUCAGAUUGUGACUUAUAAAUGCGACACAGGUUAUAAAAUGCAAGGCUCUAACACCGGAACUUGCGACGAAAAUGGAAGCUGGGGGGCUGUACCAACAUGUUUAGUCGCUAUUGAAUGUGGUUUUGAGGAAUUAGCCACUUCUACAUGUGGCUACACGGUUGUGAGUGGAACGUUUACUAGAACAUACAGAGAUGCGGACGGUACGGGCUUCCCAGGUUAUGCACUUGUUGGUAAUGGUAAAAUCAGAUCCGGGGCCUUGCCUUUGGCUGGGAAUGAUGAACAAUGCAUGAGUGUCGACAUAAAAGGGAUAUCAAAAGACGAACUGGUAGCUUACGCAUAUAAUGGAGUAGAAGCAGAAACAAAAGCUAUCUGGCCAUUUCCUGGCCAGGUAGUUGCUUCAACCAGUUGGAAAACUGAGAAAUUUAAGUUGAAGAAAGUAAAGUCUGCUGAUACUGAGGUACAACUUGAACUUGUGGCAUCGGGGGAUGUGGAAUUGGACAACAUCAAGACUUUGUCCUCUUCGGACUGUGAUGGUCUAGAUACGCCAUGUGCUAAACAAAAUCUCGAUCACGGAACAAUUGAACCUAAUAAGGACUUGUAUAUCAAGGAUGAGGCGGUCACUUACUCUUGCAACGGUGGUUACAAUUUGGAAGGGGGGUCGACAGGAACAUGCAAAGCUGAUGGUUCUUGGACUACAACACCAGUUUGCAAAUCAACUCCGACCACAACUGAAUCUGAGACUCCAACUACCACCAGUGCUGUGGAACCCACUCAAACCCCUACAGCUCCGACCACCACUGCAUCUGAGACUCAAACAACCACCGGUAUGUUGGAACCCACACAAACCUCUACAGCUUCUUCUGUCAUCAUCUCAUCUACAACUCCAUCCACCACUCAAUCUCCGGGAUCGACAGAAAGCCCAGCUACAGCUCCAAUCACCAACACCUCUCUAGGGACUCUUGCCACCACCUCUCUAGAGACUCCUACCACCACCACCAGUGAUAUAGAAGGACGAGUAGAGAAGCCAGGUUCUGGGACUCCAGCCACCCCUACCAGCACAUCGACUACAGAUUCUACAGGAGGAAAACCUACGUCGUCCACCCCAUCACCCCAUGUACCUUUCCCACCAUGGGCUAUAGCUAUUAUAGUUAUUGCACUGCUUGCAUUCGGAGGGAUCGGUGGUUACUUCGGCUACAAAGCCUUUAGCAAUUCGAAAGGGAAAGAUAAGGGAUACACCUCGGCGACUCCAGAAGCAGGUCGCGCUCCUUCACCACCGUCCAACAACGUAGCUCCGACUCCAACUACUACUGUAUAAAGAUACUUAAAUCUGUUAUAUCGAUGGUUUCAACCCGAAAGGGCGAAACUUGAAUAAGCUGUUUUUAAAAAAUUUGAAUGAUAUGCUUUUUAUUUUGAACUUGUUUUUGUUUAAAUACUUUGGUGAAUGCUGCUUUGGUUCAAGCUGAACUAUGAUCAGAUGCUAGCUUGAAGCAAACCAUUUCAAAAUUCGAGCUUUUGCCUUUCUGUCUAAAACCCUCUCUCUAUAUGUGUAAUUUCUGAAUCAUAUGUUUAUAACAACAAUAUGGAAAGUUUUCAGUACCUCCUCUUUUGGGGAUUCCCCUACUUAUUGGUCUCUAGAUUGAACAUCAGAAACAAUGUAUGAAAAAUUUCAGUACCUUUGGGGAUUUUCCUACAUAUCGCCGAACCUUAGAUUAAACAUCAGAAAAUCUCUCAAAACAGCCCACUACUGUAGAACAAAUGAUUAGGACAAAUUAAUCAUUCAAGCUUUGACAGUUAUAAUUUCUGAAUCUGGUGUAUAAGCCUAUUGAGGAGUUUGUCUCUUGCCUCUCACUUGUAGGGGGGGGGGGGGGGGGGCUUUUGAGGGCCCUAAAAACUAGUCUAAAAAUCCCACUUUCAUCAAGAAAGUCUCUUUAUAAUACGGUUAAGUCUCGUCUCCGUAAAAUAUUCCAUGAAGGAAAUUUUCAAUGGGUGAAACUUUCCAGAGGGAGAAAUUCUAUAACAAGGGUUCACAGCAGACCUGGCUUUUUGAUGAAUGAUUGUACUUGAAUUUUACUUGAGACUCGUGACUUUAUUGCCAAACAUUUUAUCUUUUAUCAAUGUUUAUCUGAAUAACACUAUGGCCAUGACAUUUCCUCUUAAGCUUGGAAUACAGAGGAAGAAUGUUUUUAUUGGAAUUUAUCUUAUUUCUCAUGACAAUUUUUUUGUGACAUCACAUUAGUUGCGUUUUUAAAUUUUGUUUGCUUGAAAAAUUUUGAGGCUCAAAACUGGGAUUCAUUGAUAUACUUUUGUGAAUUUUUAAAGUGUACCUUAUGAAGGUAUGUUAUCACAUUCAUACUCGAGAGAGGAAAGCUGAUAAUAUGGUUUAUCUUCUUGUGAACCAUAAGCGUCCCGUCCAUUAUAUAUUUGAUUUGAUGUAAAUAUUGCUUAUGCUAUUUCAAUCAAAGUUUCAAUUCAGAUCAGAAUUUUUUAGAAGACUUCGUUACGUUUCACUUAUCAGCCUAGCUAAGGUACAAAGCCUCAAUGACCUUGAGAGGCCACAAAGACGCAAGACUGAUUUUAUUUUCUCUUGCCAAGAAAACUUUUCAUUCUUUCCAGUUUCAUUAUUUCACAGGGUGUCUUCACUUUGUUGGGCAUGAAUUGUUUGAAAAUAAUGGGAUUUGGAAUCUACCAAUCAAAGUAAUGCUAUAAAUAUCACUGGAACUGUAAACAGAGGGGGGAGGGGGCAUGAGUGCCAAAAGCCUCCAGAAGGGAGCCAUGAGCAUAAAUGGUCAGGAAUCACUGCAUUGAGCUAUAUUGAACAAUUUUAAUAUUAAACCUUACUUAUUAUAUUUUGAGACAAUUACCAUGCAUACUCAAUUAAAAAUGAAAAAGACUCAGAGCAAAGUUACGAUAUCUUGAAUGCGAAAAGCAACCGGAUCUAUAUAGAAUUAUGGUAAUGCACUAUGCACUGAAACAUAAAUAAUUAAUCGAAAGGGUAACUUUAACAUUUUACCGGAUAAUUUAUUUUUUUUGAUUACCGUGAAACACUUGCCAUCUUUUAUUUUGUUACAUAUCCCCUUAAGUUCAGUAGUAAAAUGAAAAAUUUGAAAAAUCCAUGAAAUGGAACCUAUUGGGAAUGUGGGGUACAGUGAGUAUUAAGUACAUAUUGUUUUUGUUGGGUACACUGGCAAUAAAUGAUGUUUCUUUUAGACAAGGCUUUGUGCAAUCGACCACACUUAUUUAAGGAACUUCUCUUUUUUGAAAGCCUGAAAGCUUUCUUGUUCAACACUGCUACCCAAUUUAUUUCACCCUGAGUAACUUAUGGGUUGUUUUCAUUGGGAUACAUGGGGCAAUAAUUGUCUUUUAUGUGACGUUUUCGCUAAGAUUUGAUUUUGUCAAUUGUUCGGUACUUAUGUGAUGUAUAAUUUUUGUGGCUCAACAAUUCCUCAAAUAUAACGCUGAUCAGAAAACAAUUUUCUCAAAAAGUUCAUUUUUUUUAAUUUUUAUUAUGCUGUCUUUCGUCACAAUAACUAUUUUUCACAAAGUGAAUGCAGAGCAGUGGUACCUGAUGUAUUUCCCAAUAAAUUGAAUCAAAUUCAAUUAUUUUUCGUUAUUAAGCCUUGUAUGAUGUCACUUUCUAGAUAAGAUGAUGUCAUCUUUAGUAUGAUGUCACACAUUCAUAUUUUUUCUAACAAACCCCUUCAGCCUAUUUAGAUCCUGGAUUCGCUUAAGUCUAAACCAGUGUUUUUCAAACUUUUUUGAUCACAACCUACUCGGCACAGCAAAAUUUAUUACACUCAAAGGAACUAAAUAAAAUAAAAAUAGAGAAAAAUUCAAUAAUACAGAAAUAAUAAAAUUUACAAAUCCUUUAUUAGGAACAACGUGCUUUCAUAAUCUUGCACAAAAGAUUGAAUUUCGGUGAUGGUGGCUCUUAGUACUGGUUCUAAAUCUUACGAAACUAAUAUAUUUUGUUUUGACAUUAGUUAUUGGUAAAAAAGAUUUUACCGCAACCCCAUAUGAGCCCUUUCGCGAUCUACUGGGGGGGUAGGGACCCCUAGUUUGAGGUCGUGAAUCUAAACAAAUUGCCUAUAAUCCCGAAAUCAAAAAUCUCUGGAUGGGCACACUGCUCUGGAGUAAUUAUAGUUGAAUAAUUUAUGUUUUGUAUGUUUUUAUUUUAAAAAAGUAGUGCAUGAUGAUAAUAAAUGUUUUGCCGCUUUAUGACGUCAUUUUAUGUAGUAGUUACGUCAUACCUUACGUUGUAUUUCGUGCAAAUAUGAAACACCAAGCGUGUAUAAAUAAAUGGUGUGGAUCCAAUUGUUAUGAAAAUUAAUAAACUAAAGGAUGUAA